This is a messenger RNA of Exophiala spinifera, 3354 nucleotides long. RefSeq lists its product as uncharacterized. The coding region runs from base 1 to 3354 and encodes 1117 amino acids. The transcript is spliced from 2 exons. The record is from RefSeq and is a predicted model, not a curated record. NCBI's taxonomy places the organism in Eukaryota, Fungi, Ascomycota, Eurotiomycetes, Chaetothyriales, Herpotrichiellaceae.
AUGAAGUGGACAAAGUCCGCGACCAACAAGGUCGCUCUGACUUUGUUGGCUGCCGACAUGGCCAUGGCAGAUCUGCCGACCGUUGUCGAGCCUUGCCCAGAGGCCACCAGCCUUUCCAUCCCGCCCGUUACUGUCACCGCUCAGUACCAGCCCAUCUCAACCUGUGCGCCGACAACUGUCUGCGUCAAGGGCACAUGUGCAACUAAGUAUCCCUUGACCGCCUUCCCAUUUGUGUCCACAGUGGUUCCUUUCGCCUGGAACGGUACUACCUCUCAGCUCACCACCGUCACUGACAUUGCUCAGCCCGUCAGAGCGUCCGAAUUUCUGACCACGCUGACACAGGUGACUGCCGCUCCAUCUCUCGACAAGCGUAGCUGGGUCGAUUGGUUCAAGGAGAAGAGUCACGCUCCCCAAAGUACCACCCUCUAUCAGACCGUCACAAGACGGGCAAUGGUUCCUUACAAGGAGAUCGGUCCACUUUGCAUCCCUGAGUGGGAAGGUAGCGGUCUCUGCGAGAAGUGCGAGGGCAAGUCUGAUGGCAGCCGCUCGCAGCUUUUGGAUGUCACUGAAUGCCGUUCUGGUGUUAAUGUUGAUGGCAAGGCUUACGAGAAGUGUGUCGAAUGGUACGAGACCAUAAUCGAACGCCCGGCACCGACCUCCACCGUCACAGCUAGAGCUCUAUGCUCAAGCGAGGGCAAAAUUCCACACGCCGGCGUUUAUACCUGGACAUUCCCACAGGUUGCACCGCCUGUUACCAUCACUGCACCCCCUACGACUGUGACGGUCACUGUCAAGGGCCGACCAUCAUUGCAUGUGAUUCCGAAAGAGGUCAAAGUCAUCCCAGGAAAGGCCUGGAACGCCUACGUGACCAAGUCUUUCUCCGGCCCAACAACCUUCCAGUUCAACGUCUACAUUACAAAAGUCAUCAUCUUCAACGUCCCGUGGUUCACACAGCCAGCCGGCAACACUCGACAUAUCCCAGUCCCGACUGGAGGCCAUGGUGGAAAGGGCAGGAACUGGUGGCCACUUCCUGAACCCAGCAAGGGUGGAAGUGCCGGUCAAGCUUGGGAAGACUGGAACUCUGUUUCGUCAACCACCACGUCCGUGACCUCUACCGGCGGUCCCAUCAGCCAGACUACAUCUUCUUCUUCGUCUUCAUCAUCAUCGUCAUCCACGAGCACUACCUCAAAUGGCAGCGGACCCACUGGCGCGUCUACCUCCUCCUCAAGCAGCAGCUCCGCGGCCAGCUCUUCCUCCUCAAGCAGCAGCUCUGCCGCCAGCUCUUCCUCCUCAAGCAGUAGCUCCGCGGCCAGCAGCUCUUCGUCGAGCUCGAGCAGUGCCGCCUCUAGCAGCUCCUCAACCUCGAGCAGCUCGAGCAGUGCCGCAGCAAGCAGCAGCUCCUCCUCCAGCUCUUCUUCGAGCGCUGCAGCCGGCAGUUCAUCCUCAUCCAGCAGCUCUUCGACGUCUGCGUCUUCCACAACUACCCCAGUCCCAACCGGAACAGGUUUCGUCCUCCAGGUCAGCGCCUCGCCUGUCGCAAAUGUGAAACGCCAAGAGACUGUCACCAGGUACCUUGCAUUCGAUUCCAACCAAGUUGGCUUUGCUGUCGAGGCAAGGGUCUCAGCUGCGAUUGUUUUCCAGGGUACAGAGGGCAGUUUCAUAUCCGAAGGCCAAUUCUUGGGCACCACUAGACUGGACACCUCCUUCAUCCGAAGACUGGCCACUGUCCCACUGGGUUUCCGCUUCUGGUCCGUGGUUUUCGGAUUCGCGCGAUUGGAUGGCACAACUGGGUUCUGCUUGAGCGACAAUGGCCGUAUCUUCGCCUAUGUUGCGCCUGACACCUGUUCUUCUCCCAUUGUGCUGAUCCCAACUCCGAUCGACACCGCGAGCAGCACUUCGAGCUCUGCUUCUAGCACCCAGACGAGCUCCCUUACCAGCACUGCAUCAAGCACGACAGGAGUUGAGACUACUUCCACGUCCACUUCAAGCACGACAGAAGCCGAGACUACUUCCACGUCUGCUUCCGCCGCAUCAAGCACGACAGAAGCCGAGACUACUUCCACGUCCGCUUCCGCCGCAUCAACCACAACAGGAGCUGAGACUACCUCUGCCGCUUCGUCCUCUGCUGCAUCCACAUCUGAAUCAUCAAGCACGACAGACAGCGAGACUACCUCUACAAGCACGACGGGAGCUGAGACUACCUCUGCUGCUUCGUCCUCUGCUGCAUCCACUACUGCAUCCACUACUGAAGCAUCAAGCACGACAGACGCAGAGACUACCUCUACAAGCACGACAGGAGCUGAGACUACCUCUGUCGCGUCCACUUCCGGCGCUGUUUCCUCCAGUUCAACAAGUGCAGCCGAAUCGUCGUCGACACAAGGAUCAACAACCACCUUUACCAGCACAGCAUCUACUACCAGCUCGGCUCCAGCAACCACCUCUACCUCCGGCGCCCCCAUCUGCAAUAUUAAUGCAAAUAUCUGUCUCGAUUCCGACCUUAUUCAGGCAAACAUUGUUGCAACAGAAAACUGCCCUCUCCUCGGUGGCCUUACCUGCACCCUCAAUGACUUGUUAAGCCUUGUGCCGGCGCUUCUCGGUUCUAGCCCUAAUGUCUUGACUGUUAUUGCUGCCGAUAACCAGGUCUUGGGUCUCGACAUCUCACCCGAACAAGUCCAAGCUGCCCUCGUUUCUGGAACGCUAAACCAAGUGUGUUCUGCGUUGGGGACUGUCAGCGUUACCAUCACUGACCCAACCUGCCCGGCCCCCCCUGCGUCGAGCUCUACUUCAUCUACGGCUGCCGCCUCUAGCAGCACUUCGGCCGGCGGAAACGGAGCUUCCUCAACCUCUGCUGGCGCCUCAUCAACGUCCGCUGGUGCAUCAUCGACCUCUGCAAGCGCUUCCACGAGCUCUGCUGGUGCAGCAACAACUUCAGCUGCCACCACAACAGCCAAUGGUGGCGCAACGAGCUCGGCCAGCUCAACUUCCGCGACGCCUACUCCUACUUGCGGUCUGCAAGUCUCUCUCUGUGCCGGUCAGACCUUGGAAGACGUUGGCUUGAACGAGGUGACUUGCGACACCGGCAUUUCGGGUGUGUUAUGCAGCGUGACACAAGUCCUUGAAGCUGCCUUGAACGAUUGUGUCGGAGACUGCGCGGUCUAUGGACAGACUGGUACCCUUGGAGUCGAUCUUAACCCCAUCAUCGGCCUCCAAUCUAUUCAGUCUAUCCAAGCCGCAGUUGCCAACUACCCCAACUGUCAGCCUGGUGGACCAACUGUCACUCUCAGUGAGCCGACAUGCCCUGUCACCUUGCUGAAGCGAAAUGCCAGAAAAGCGCGCUACAUGCGCCGCUACUAA